This is a messenger RNA of Bufo bufo (common toad), 3850 nucleotides long. It is a transcript of the gene SIX4, whose product is annotated as SIX homeobox 4. Lineage: Eukaryota; Metazoa; Chordata; Amphibia; Anura; Bufonidae. Gene Ontology annotation, biological process: regulation of transcription by RNA polymerase II. The record is from RefSeq and is a predicted model, not a curated record. The coding region runs from base 175 to 2346 and encodes 723 amino acids. The transcript has 3 exons. Gene Ontology annotation, molecular function: RNA polymerase II cis-regulatory region sequence-specific DNA binding; DNA-binding transcription factor activity, RNA polymerase II-specific. Gene Ontology annotation, cellular component: transcription regulator complex; nucleus.
CCAGGCCAGGACGUUCCUGCCAGAGUUUGCAGUUGUAUAGUAGUCACAUUGCUGCGAUUCGUUUACACUUCUGGGGAGGGGGGGAAGUAAUGAUCGCUGCGUGUCCGAUGGAAACCUGAUCAGACGGGAGGGGUGGACUUUUUUUUUUUUUUUUUUAACAGAAGGGGGGAAAAAAUGUCUUCCCCUUCCAACGGGAUCCCAAAUGCAAUAGAGAUCAAGCAGGAAGAUGCCUUGGACGCGGCUCCUUUCUCUAUGGAGCAUGCACAGCAGCCCGGGACAGAGGAGGGGAUCAAGAACGAACUUGUGAGCGGUGGCGGGGGGGCCCCGUACACCCUAGCCUUCUCCCCGGAGCAUGUCGCCUGCGUGUGCGAGGCUCUGCAGCAAGGUGGGGACCUGGACAGGCUGGCCCGGUUCCUGUGGUCUCUACCCCAAAGUGACCUGCUACGUGGCAACGAGAGUAUCCUGAAAGCCCGGGCGCUGGUAGCUUUCCACCAGGGCAGGUACCAGGAGCUCUUCUCGGUGCUGGAGAGCCAUAACUUUGAGCCGUCCAACCACGCCAUGCUGCAGGACCUCUGGUACAAGGCUCGGUACAACGAGGCGGAAAAGGCCCGGGGGAGACCCCUGGGGGCGGUGGACAAGUACCGGCUGAGGAGGAAGUUCCCGCUGCCCCGGACCAUCUGGGACGGAGAGGAGACCGUCUACUGCUUCAAGGAGAAGUCCCGCAACGCGCUCAAGGAGCUCUACAAGCACAACCGCUACCCGUCCCCGGCCGCCAAGAGGAACCUGGCCAAGAUCACCGGCCUGUCCCUCACCCAGGUCAGCAACUGGUUCAAGAACCGCCGGCAGCGCGACCGCAACCCCUCCGAGGCGCAGUCCAAGAGUGAGUCUGAUGGAAACCACAGCACUGAGGAUGAAUCGAGCAAAGGCCAAGACGACUUGUCUCCACAUACUCUUUCCAACUCGGAUGGGGUCUCCAACCUAAACCUUUCAUCUCACCCAGAUGCGGUGUAUAUGCAGCACAUUGGAAAUAAGAUCUCCUUAGGUUCCUCUGGAGUGCUGUUAAAUGGAAGUUUGGUAUCUUCCAAUACUUCACCUCUCUUUCUAAACGGCGGCUCGUUUAUCCAAGGACCCAAUGGCGUGCUUCUAAAUGGUAUAAAUGUGGCAAAUUCACAAACGGUGACAUUGAAUUCUCAAAAAGUGGCCUCUACCAUUGUAAGCAAUGGUGCCCCAAACUCGGACAUCUUAGUGUCUUCUUCCGAGGAAGUCAAGGUUCUUCAAGCUGGUUUGACAGAUUCUUCUUCAGCGUACACUACAAAUAUACAGUCUUCUUUCCCCGGGUUAAUACCUGCUACAGAAGUCAAGAGUGAGACUAUCCAGCCUGCUGCUUCUCAAGAUGGCGGAACAGUUGUUACAUUUACCACUCCCAUACAGAUAAACCCAUAUGGCAUUGUCCAGAUCCCCAGUUCAGGAACAAACGCCCAACUCCUUAAUGGAAGCCUUGGAUUCUCCACACUCCAGCUGCCUUCUGUCGCCAUGUCUCAAGGAAAUAUUGGAAACCUCUCAGUUGUCCCUGGUACUUCAGAGGGAGGAACAUUUACAAGUGACACCAUCUCUAGUGGUGAUCAAGGAAAAGUGUUCCUCAGCUCUCUCCCUCCCAGCACAGUCGUCUACACCGUUCCGCAUUCUAUAAAGCAAGAUGGCCUGGAGCGAAGCCUCUUCUUUUCUCCGUUAAUGCCGGUCAAUCAAAGCGCAGCACAAGUAAACAUUAGCAUGUCCUCUGAUGAGACCCUGCAGUCUGUCGCGGCUUCCUUGGUGAACGGAACUCACGGGCAGAAUUUUUCACUCGCGCCUACCUUAAUAACUGCUUCUGGAAAUCCUGCCUCUGUUACAGGGAACCAGUCGGCCUCUCUCAGCCAGCCUAUUUCCACACAUGCCGCCGCCACCACGACCAGUGUCACAGCCACAAGUAACGCAAACUUUGCACCUCUGCUGAACUGUCACUACAUUGCUGCCCAAGACCUGUUGUCUGUGACCUCUGCACAGUCUAACCUUGGAGAACCCAUUGCUGCCAGCGGUAAUAAUGCCAGCCUUUCUGCCACCCAUGCCCAUCAGGAUUACAGCAGUCAUCACAACCUGGUUCUGCAACGUGUACCCGAAUCCAAAGAGAAUUUCCUGCCCAUUGAGCAGAACACCACAAUCAGCGGGAGUGUUAUGUUGUUGGAUGCAAAAUCCAAGUAUGUCCUUAGUGGUAUGAUUAAUACGGGCUGCGAAGAACUCGAAAGCGAUAAGAAAGAGUUGGCCAAGCUUCAGAACGUUCAAAUGGAUGAGGACAUGCAAGACAUGUAAUAAACGGCCGACAGGUGAUUCUCUUUGACUUUUGGUUUCAUUCAUAUUUGUUUAAACUAGAAUUUUAGGAAAUCGCACUGCUUUUUGUUUUUUAUUCCUGUACCACAUUUAACCUUUUCAUGAAAGGUGGGUAAGUAAAGGAAACAUCAUUUGAAGUAAUUUUUUUUUUUAUUGUACGAAAUAUUGGGUUUAAGGUUUAAAAAAACAAAAAAAAGCAUUACUGGUACUUAUUUUUUGGGAAUAUGCUGGAAAAAUGUCGAUCACAAAAAAUAACGGAAUCCUAUUUGUGGUUUGUAUUGUUUUUGUGUGUUUUUUUUAUGAUCCAGAAGAAUUGUAAUCUACUUGACAGUUUAAUGAACUAAAACAGACUGAUUUUAGAAUGUUACACGUAGACUUCUUGUAGUUCUCUUCCGCUAUUUCACAAAUGCUAUUACUAACAUUUACCAGCUCGGUUGUAAAAAUUGAUGGAAGAUUACAGUCUAAAGUUCUUCGAGUGUGUUCUACAUAAGCCUAUGUAGUCCUAGUAGAGACCUAUUAUGUACUUCCAGAUUAUUAUUUUUUUAAUUUCUUUUUGGAAAAACGAAUUAUGCAAGUUUUUCAGAGUUUCUAAAAUUACACACUACAAGUUUCUGAAAAGCGAUCCCUAUUUUAUUUUGUUGCAAUUUUUAUUUUAUUUUUUUCUUGUCCAAAUAUAGCAAUUUUUGUAAAGAACUUUCCAGGUGCCUUCUGGCCUAUGGGCCAUUUAACUGUAGCAAAGCACAUUAUAAAGAAAUAGAGUAGAUCAUUCAAAUAUAUCUAUGUUUGUCUUCUGAAGACAUUAAUGUAUACUACAUAUUUUUUUGUUAAAAUCCCCUUAUCCUGAGGCUAAGGAUACUUACUUUGUGGUGUAGUUCUAGUUUUUUUUAAACGUAAGCACCUAGUAAUAUAGCCCUGAUUACAAAGGGAAAGACAAUCAAUUCUUGAUCACGUAUUGCCACGAGCCCUGUUUGAAAUGUCAUCCCUAGAAUAAUUUCUAUUGGGCAGGAUAUCAUGGACAGAGAGAAGCGGAGCUCUGUGAUGCAUAGGCUUGUAUGAUUUAGAGCAGGGCAGGACUCUUAGGAGAGACCGAGUCCUGCUUAGCCUGACCACAUAGGAUGAUUGACAGCUCUCUAUAGGGGAGAUUUAUCAAAACUGGUGCAAUGUAAAAACUGACUUGGUUGCUACUAGCAACCAAUUAGAUUGAUCCUUUCAUUUUUCCAAAGGAGAUCUGAGAAAUUGAAAGUGGAGUCUGGUUGCUAUGGGCAACUAAACCAGUUUCCCCUUUCUCCAGUUUUGAUAAAUCUCCCCUUGUGUAUCAGUGUGUGCAUAUAGAAAGCAGUCCAUCCCUGUGUGGGUGGAAUAAACCGGACUCUUGCAGUCUCCUCCAGGAGUCCUGUCAUGAUUUAGGCCUCAUGCACACGACCGUGUCAGUUUUGCGAUCUGCAAACUACAGAUACUAUCUGUGUGUAUGCAGUCAUUUUCUCAC